GUGGUAGUAAAUUGUGUAAAAUGGCGAAUUGCGGUUGUUGUACGACAGUAGUAUUCAUUCGAAUGUUAAGAAAAAAAUGAUGAAAGCAGGCUAGGAAUAGGUAGAGGCGGUGAGAAUCGUACUCGUUAUUAAAACGUGGACAAUCGUGUUUUUAAAUCGUGGUCCUUCUGGCCUUUUGUGAAACUUUCGUUUUUCUUAAAAGACUUUUCGACGACCGACAAAAGGCUGCCGUGUCGAAACGCGUGAACGAAAGGAAGAGUGUGAAAUAACUCUUAAGGAAGAGAAAACGAAAGAUACAGGAAGAAAGGAACAAGUGUGUUGAGAGAAUCUCAUAGACUUCUCAGGCCAAGUUUUUCACGGCACCCACACGUAAAAAAAAAUGACGUGACUCUAGUGCUCGUGUUUUGGGCAACAAAAUGAUGCAAAUUGAAGACGUUCCGUGAAGAGAAGCGAAUUAAUAAAUAAGUUGAAAGAGAACAAGAAAGAAAGGGGUAGACGAAAGAGGAUCAGGUGUUUUUUUUUUGUUUGGGUUAUUGAGCCAUACAAUAAUAUGGCCCAGUACUACAAUCUUGUGACUGGCACCAGUGUUCCUAUUAUGGUCGAGGAUGUUCAGCAGAUUUGUGAUGGACAGAGCAUUCAACUGGUAGUCGAAGAUAUAAACAAUUGUACAAACGGUGGCCAACAAUAUUUGACUUACACCACCGGACUGGCGCAUAAUGAAGGCAGUUUCAUACCCCAGAGAGCGAUCGUCGGAGGCCAGCUGACGGGUGUACCAAUUGAUCAACGGCAAAACGUUUACAUAAUCAACACUAGAAACGAUUUGCAACAGAGCAGUCUAAAGGCCGACGUUGUACACGCGAAUGUGUCAACUGAAGGUAUCGUGAAUAUCGUUGAUGAAAGAGGAAAUCAAUACGUGAUCGCAGGUACGAAAUUACCUCUAAAUAAUAUUCACGAGCCGCAACAACAGCACCAACAAAUACAGUGGAUAAGUAUGCCGGAAAAUAAUAUUAAUUACGAAGGAACAGUAAAGCCUACAACUGCCGCUGUUAAAUUGGCUCCUGCGGUGAGAAAUCCCCAGCAGAGAAUUGCACCGGCGCCCCAGGUUCAGGAACAAUUUUCGGGCACUCCAGUAGCACAAUACGUCGGUCCGGGACCAUCGGAGAAGAAAGCAGCUCCCAGAUUGUAUAGAAACAAAGGGCGAGGUUGCGUGACCGGGGGUGGACCACCGCGACAGUCAUUGCCAGGAGUCGAUUCGAACCCUGUAGUGAAGGGAAUAGUGGGACAGCAGCGUUCAAAAAGUUUAACGAAGCCUCAAUUGGCGCAGAGUACGGGAGGAGUUCAAGGGUCAUCGACAGAUUCGCCCGGUGUGGAACGUGCGAAUUCGAAUUUGACGAACAAUCGAACUAGUGGAGUAAACAAUAGUUCGAGCGCGAGUAUUCGAGGAAAAGGUUUCGGUUCGACGGGCGCUCCAGUGCAAAACAUGAAUUCCCGAGGCACGACACCCGUGAGGAGUGGAAUUAUGUCUCGAAACCCUGACAAUCCGAAAAACUCGUUAAACUCACCGGCCCAAGUUAUGAAGAAUCUUUCAGCCGCGCAUUAUCCCGCGAUGGAUUCGUUGAGCGAGAGAAUAAAACAAGCGAAAUUACAAAAAGUCAUGCCGACUCCGGGACUGCAAGCUUUGAACGUGCCUAAUUCGCCAACCGUGCCAACGCCGACAGCACGUCCGCCGUUGCACGGUGUUCCUACGAGGUCUGUGCACCAAACGACUCCAAUCUCACAACGACCGAUGGCUACUACGAAUCCAGCGACUCUUAAUCAACGAGCAAAUACACAAACACCCGGUGAAAAAUCUUCCCUCGGUUGCACCCGACAUCGACUCGGUGCUUCGCCAAACCUAAAUCAACAACAACCACAACAACAACAACAACAACAACAGCGUCGCGCAACGACCAAAACUCCGCAACAAUCACUCCUUCAAGAUUCCCGCCAUAAAAUUGAAAUCGUCAAAAAACAAACACCCUCAUCCCCACAAAAAUACCAAAGAGAGACUGCUCAAUCAACAAACACGAGUUCAGCCUCCGGAAACGCCUCCGAAAGCGAUGAGAAAAUGGAAAUCGACAGUAUUACGUCCGAGUGUACCGUCGAUUCGGACAACCCCAACAAUCACGAACAAGAACAACCGAACGAUGAUAACGAUGGAUCCUCCAGUUUCGCUUUUUUACAGAAAGUCAUCGAUAGUCCACACGAAACUAUCGUACAGAGUCAAAUCGCUGGCAACACUGUAAAAAUGCUUGUUGUUUUGCAAAAUGGAGAACAGAGACUCAUCACUUUUGAUAUACCAAAUGAACCCUGCACUGUUCAGGAUCUUUUGGAACAGGCCAAUAUUUCCUUCGGCGAAAUGACAUGCGUUUCCCUUGUUUCGGAUCGCAUUCUCGGAAUAAAUUACAUAGUCGAAGGCGGUGCCCACAUGGCUCCAAAUUGUCAGGAUUCCAAUGACUCCGGCGAAGGUGAAACGCUUCAAGAAAAUUCAGUUGCAUCGCCGGAUAGUACCUCUCCCAAUUUCGCAAUCGCCGAUGAGAACAGUAAUUCCUCGGUUACGCCGAAUGAGGAGCCUAAGUUCGUGGAUGGUAAACUCGCAGUGUGUCCGAAUUGCGGUAUAAGUUCGCCCGAUUUUCAUCGCUGUUCUCGGUGUAAGAGGAUAUUACCGGACAAUGUUAAAUCAAUACCGAUGACUCCGGACACGCAGGCAAAUAAGAAGGAGACGAUGAUGUCGAUCGACAAUUUUUAUAAAAAAGCACAUGAGCAACACGCCUCGUUGAAACGUGAAGCUUCUUCGUCGAAAGUGGAGUCGUCGAGAGGUAAAAAACCAGCUGCGAGGGGAGGACGUCGGCCUGUGGCGAAAACGCGGCCAGUCAAAGAACCAGAGUGUCUGACCAUUUCAUCGGACGAGGAAGACGGUGACGAAAAGGCGAGAAAAUGCGAUUCGAACAUGAGCAGCGUUUCGACUUUAUCAGGCUGUGGAACGAACGCGAUCGACGAUAUGGACACCAUAUUGGAAAAAGAGCCAGUUAUCACCAACAGUUCGUCGAGCACUUCGACAGAUUGUACAGUAGACUCUGAGGGAGGAGUGAAAGGUGGAGGCAGAGAAGAUGACAGCAUGGAGGAUGGUUCGGGUCAGAAACCUCAGACUUCUUUGAUUUGCCGUACAGUUAGGAUAGGAUCGUACAAAUAUGUUCCAAGAGAGGGAAUCACUAUUUCGCAGAGUGGAGUAAGGUUGGCCGUGCCAUUGUUGGAAGACGAGAACAGUUUCGUCAAUCUCGAAAUAAAAUACAAAGAGAUCGUUAAAGUGUUGAUACACUUUGGCAAAAUGAUGCCGGUGCUGUUUUUCUACACGUCGACGAGUUCCGCUGCGGCGAUUCGAGAAGUUCUUGGAAUGCAAGAUCCCAAAGGUCCAUAUUACGAUCCCGCCGGUCGAGAUAACACUCAUAAACGAAUAACACUAUUGCCGGAAAUCCUCGAACCGGAAGCAAAGAUUAUUUUGAAGGGUUUAUUCAUGCCGGACGAUUUGUUGGUUGAGCUAACACCUAAAGAAGCCAACGAUAUUCUCGUUCGUUGUUCUCCGAAAGACGCCACCAAUCCGGCUCUGGGAAAUUUAAUCAAGAAACCGAAUCAAUUGACAAAUUCGACAACUCCGGGCGUUAAUGGAUCUGGUGCGCAACAAUAUCAAAUAAUGACAGUGUAUCCACCUCCGCCGUCGAAAGGAGGAAUAGCGAUAAAUACGGAGGACUAUGUUUGUCUUGGAGAAGACCAAUUCUUAAAUGACGCGAUCAUAGAUUUUUAUCUGAGAUAUUUAACUCUGGAGGUGCUGUCCGAAGCGGAUCACAAUCGUACCCACGUGUUUAGUUCAUACUUUUACAAACGUUUGACGAGUCCCCACGCCCAAGUUGGUGAAAGUUCGCCCGCUCUAACUCCGGCCGCACGUAGACACGCGAGGGUUCAGAAAUGGACGAAGAACGUGAAUAUUUUCGAAAAGGAUUUCGUCAUCAUACCGAUCAAUGAGCACGCUCAUUGGUUCCUAGCGAUAAUUUGUUAUCCCGGCCUCGUCGGUAAAGUGAUAGCGGCGCCACAACCACCAAAAGAAAAAAGCGCACAAAAAAUCCAGAAGAACAAAAAAUCGAAAGAAAUGAAAGUUCAAGCCGUGACGAUCGGCAACACGACCAUCACUCCGGUCACCACAACGAUAACGAUCGAUCAGAUGGACGAGGGAUCCGAAAGAGACGAAGCCGAGGGCGAUGACGAGGAAAUGGAAAUGGACAGUGACGAAGAUGAGGAAACGGAAAAUCAGGACGAAAAUACUGCAAAACCGCCACAAAAUCUCCCCACACCAACGAGUGCAGAAUUAUAUCAAAAAGCUACUGUGAAGAUACCUUGUAUACUGAUAUUCGAUUCGCUGGCCGGUGCUAGUAGAUCGCGGGUCGUCGCGACCCUCCGCGAUUAUUUAAGUUGCGAGCACGUUGCAAAAGUAGGUACGGAAAAAGUCUUUUCAAAGGACACGAUCAAGGGCUCAUCGCCAAAAGUUCCGCAGCAAUCGAACUUCACGGAUUGUGGUCUUUACUUGUUGCAAUACGUCGAGAGUUUUUUCCAGGAUCCAAUAAAAAAUUACACGCUGCCAAUAAAAACGUUGAAAACUUGGUUCGAGGAGAUCGUAGUUACGAGAAAGCGCGAAGAAUUGGCAAAAUUACUCGUCAGGUUGAUGAAUCAAACGAAAGGCGAUAAAACGAUAACUCUCCCGGUUGUACAAUUUCCAACGCAUGACGGGAAACUCAGGCCAAAACCAGAAACUCCUCCCGAAUCGAAGACACCGAAGAGCGAGAUUGAAGCGAAGAAAAAAUCAACGCAGAGCAUAAGCAAUCCGUCGCAGUCGCAGUCGAUCAGCGCUGACGAUAAAACAAGAAUAGUCGCUCUGAGCACCAGCAGCGUAUUGACUACGACCGAAAGCAUCGGUGAAAAGUCGGAAAUCAUCACCAAAACAACAACCGUUUAUCAAAUUAUGAGUCCACAAUCGUCCAGCAGCAGCGUUUCGUCUGGAGAUAGCUCGCAGGAAUCUUUAUUCGAUUCUAAACCCAAAACACCGAGCGGUACAUUAUCAUAUUUGAGAAACAAACGAAUACCGAGGCUAAUGACGCGGGAGCAAGAGGGCCAGGAGAAUCAGCCGACGUCAGCGAAGAAAUACAAGAGUGAGAACGAGAGCGGGCUGAAGAGUACGAGCUCGGUGGGGCAAGCGGUGACAGCCUCAAAAGCCGUGAUCGCAACAAACAAUGAUUCCUGUAAAUAAAUUAAUCCUUUCCUCAUCAUUAUUUUCCAUUCGCUCAUAUCCCGUGUCCUUGAUUAAAAAAAUCGAUUUAAGCAAAAGAGCCAGCCCUCAAUCUCUUCGAUUUUGUGGCCGAGCCUCCUCCUCCUCCUCGUCCUUCCUCCACUCAUAGCCCAUUGCCCACCUUUUUUAUAAUUGUAUCCCUCGGAAAACGAAACAUAAGGAAAAAAAAAACGACGCAUACGAAAAAACACUGGAAAUGUCGGGCAAGUGCGACGACAAAGACCGAUCAAUGAUUUACCUAUGUAACAAAGUAUCUAGGACUAGUAUACUUCGUAAGGUAAAUAAAAAUAACGAAAAGAAAAAAAUAAUGAAAACACAAAAAAACUUAGACGCGAGUCUCAAGACUUUAUCAUUGUAUUUUUAAAAUUCCAUUUUAUGCUUAUCGUUUCUUAUUUUUCCGCAUCAGAGACACGAAUAUCUCGAAGUUAUAAAAAAAAAGGCGGUGAAACGCACCGAGAAAUAAAGAGAAAUGCGAGGUGGAAGCGAACAGAAAA
Venturia canescens is the source of this 5868-nucleotide messenger RNA. RefSeq lists its product as uncharacterized. NCBI's taxonomy places the organism in Eukaryota, Metazoa, Arthropoda, Insecta, Hymenoptera, Ichneumonidae. Bases 551 to 5335 code for a protein of 1594 amino acids. The record is from RefSeq and is a predicted model, not a curated record. The transcript is spliced from 20 exons. Gene Ontology annotation, molecular function: SUMO-specific endopeptidase activity. Gene Ontology annotation, biological process: protein desumoylation; proteolysis. Gene Ontology annotation, cellular component: cytoplasm; nucleus.